AUGUUGGAGUCAGAGAGGAAGAUGACUUACCCAUUUGGCAGUAAUAAGAAACGUCUGAACGUCGACUCCCCCAGCUUUACCCCAUCCAUAUUGUCGUCGAAUGGAUCAUCGCCCACUUCCCAAUCAGCGACCAUGAAAAAAAUGGCUACGAUUUCGCCCAAGGCUGCGAGCGCAGCUCCCUUUCAACCUAGAAGUAUAUCAUCACGAUCCAACUCCAGCACCCCUACUACUCGCCCGGGUACGAUGACUCCCGAUUGGUCUGUGGCAGAGGUACAAGAGUUUGUGCCUCAGGGCUUUGAUACUGCACAUAUAGGCUCCCUGCAAGGUAACGGGACUGCCGGUGUUCCUAGCACGAGCGCUUUCGACCCAUUUGUGACCGCCCCGAAUCCUCUCUCCGCAGCAAACGCCGUCGGCCCGGUGCAGGCCAAUCCUUUCUCGCAUGACACUGCUGCAGCGCUGAACGGAGCAGCGUUCUUCGCCAACCAGUCUGGAUUCCAGCAGCCAGUCCAAUAUCACAUGUAUGCCCCGAUCGGGCCUCACAGUCAGAAUACGUUGGGCUAUCAGCGAAACGUACACGACCUUUUCCUCCCUAAUGACCUACGGGAGGAAAUGCAGAAGAAGGCGGCAGCCACGCUCCAGACACUACCAAAUACUCAGCUACCGGCUCAGGUUGAUUACUUUCACUCUCUUGUCCCGCUCGAUCUCAACCAUCAGAAGAAUGCUACCAUCUUUGGCUUUCCCAGCUGGGUGUACAAAGCUCAGUCUAGUAAGGACGGGAACUUUUACGCUCUCCGGAGACUCGAGGGUUUCCGGUUGACGAACGAAAAGGCCAUUCGCUCCGUGCAAGCUUGGAAGCGUGUAUGCAACGGUAGUGUCGUGACAGUCCACGAUGCGUUUACUAGCCGAAGCUUUCAGGACAGCUCAUUGAUCUUCGUCACCGACUAUCACCCACUGUCGAAGACGCUGGCUGAGCAGCAUCUCGGCGCCGGAAACCGGUUCCAGGGUCGCCAUAACACACACAUCCCGGAACAGGUUCUCUGGGGUUACAUGACUCAGAUUGCCAAUGCUCUAAAAGCGAUUCAUGCCAGCCAAUUGGCUGCCAGGAUCAUUGACCCAAGCAAGAUCCUCUUGACUGGGCGGAACCGCAUUCGUCUCAACGCCUGCGCCAUCAUGGAUGUGGUCCAAUUCGACACUCAGCGAUCUCUGGCCGAACUCCAGCGGCAAGAUCUGGUCAACUUUGGACAGCUCAUCGUCACUUUGGGCGCCAACCAGCCCAAUGUUAUGCACAACCCUACCAAGGCCAUGGAACACUUCACACGCGCAUACACUGCGCAGCUGAAGAACUCGGUCUUCUGGCUGCUAAACGGGCUCCAGAAAGACCAGGAAAGAAACAUUGACAUUUUUAUCACCGGCAUCUCAUCGACACUGAUGUCGACCUUCGACUCUGCCCUUCACCUAGACGACCAAUUGACCUCCGAUCUGAGUCGCGAACUCGAGAACGGCCGCCUCGUCCGGCUCAUGACGAAGCUGAACUUUGUUAACGAGCGACCCGAGUACGAGCAUGAUCGACAAUGGUCCGAGAACGGCGAGCGGUACUUCUUGAAGAUCUUCCGCGAUUACGUCUUCCACCAGGUGGACGCGCAGGGCGACCCCGUCGUCGACCUGGGCCAUGUGCUCAUGUGCCUGAACAAGCUGGACGCAGGCACGGACGAGAAAAUCACCUUGAUCAGCCGCGACGAGCAGAGUUGCUUCGUGGUCAGCUAUAAGGAGCUGAAGAAAGCUCUGGAAUCGUCCUUCCAGGCGCUGCUGAAGCCUUCGGCUAGUAGGAGGCUGCAUUGA
Molecule: messenger RNA, 1839 nt
Organism: Aspergillus niger
Lineage: Eukaryota; Fungi; Ascomycota; Eurotiomycetes; Eurotiales; Aspergillaceae
Exons: 6
Coding region: 1-1839 (612 amino acids)
Biological process (GO): mRNA processing; protein phosphorylation; nuclear-transcribed mRNA poly(A) tail shortening
Cellular component (GO): P-body; PAN complex
Molecular function (GO): poly(A) binding; protein kinase activity; ATP binding
Source: RefSeq, a predicted model, not a curated record